This is a messenger RNA of Diversispora eburnea, 1277 nucleotides long. Lineage: Eukaryota; Fungi; Glomeromycota; Glomeromycetes; Diversisporales; Diversisporaceae. The record is from the annotation of a GenBank genome assembly.
CACCAGGUAUUUCGAUAGAUGAAAUUCGUCCUAAUGCAUAUACGGAAGAGACUGGGCUCGAUCCCUGGAUAAAAUCUGAAACUUCAGUUUUUGAGAAACCAGAAAUUAAUUCGAAGCUGUUAGAUGAGAUUACUGAACUUAGAAAGGAGAAUAUCAAAAUUAAAACCGAGAAUACAGAGUUAAAACAGGAUUUAGAUGAAUUUAAAAAGGAACUAGAGUUUAAGAAAAAUCGUAAAUUUCAGGAAAAAUGUAUCCUAAUAGCUCAAGUAUUACUUGGGGAAAAGCCGGUACAAGGGGCUCAACAUCGGCUUCAUAGCACUAGCUGGUAUAAGGAUGUCAAAAAACUUGAGGAUGUUGUAAAUCGUGAUCGGAAAAAAAGAUGUAUAUGUCAAGAUAACGGAAUUUUCUUACUUGAGAAGGUGACUCAAAGCGUAAACCGUCGUACACUACCAGAAGCUCUAAUAGCGAGACAUCAAGCUCAACUUCAAGAGCCAGUUCAAUUAGUUCAAGAGCCAGCUCAAUUACAACACCACGAUGCUUCUAAAUCGGAUGAUGUCUUGACAAAAUUUCGAGAAUUAUGGUGGAUUCAAGGGAAUAUUCACCCCAAAGCACAUUGGGACGAAGCUUCUGAUGUUGAUUGGGAGAAAUACACAGAGCGAACUGACUUCUUUAAUGUACAUGGAAAUUGGGAGUGGAUAGAUGGGAAUGUUUGCGUUUAUGAAUUGCCUUUAGGACCUCAUGGGACUUGUUCUAGAGCAAUUGAAAGAUUGAUUAGUUCAAAAGAUCCAGAAAUGAUGCUUGUUAGUUUAGGAGAUUCGCGAACAAGGGUUGGCGGUAGGGGAAAAGAAGCAGAUGAGUCUUUUGUACCAUUUGACAAACCUGAAAUAAAUUCAAAUGGACGUGAAGGCCCUAAUUCUCAUAAACCGUGGCCCAAUCUUGUAAUAGAAGUCGCCUUCUCAGAAACUGAAGACCAUUUAUUAAAUGCAGUAAAAGAUUAUUGGCUCUAUCAAGGUAGAGCUCAUGACGCAAUUGCAGUAAAAUUAGUACGAUCUGAUACAAUUAUUUCAAAAAUUAAAGUAUGGCAUUUUUGCACAGAUGACAGGACACCAAUGGGGGACUUAGUACCAGUUUCGGAAUUUGAGUUUGAAACCAUUGACGAUAAUGAUCAAUUUCUUAUUGAGCCUCAACAAUACACGAUUAAUAUUAGAAUAGAAUGUCUUUUUCAUGGAAUGCCACCAACUUUCCAAACACCUUCAUCAAUUCCUAAUCCUCUUACU